AAAGGGGGAGGGGCUGAUUAGCGAUGACGUCAGUCGCCCCUUUUCAGCGCUUCGCCGGAGCGAGAGCUGAGAAGAAGACGAUGCUGCGAGCAGUGGUUGUUAGUGCUUUUUUUCUGGUCGUUGUUUCGGCCCAGCGGCCUUCAAGAUGCGUGUCUCCACCUCAAUGGGAGGGCAGGUUGAUCGAGAUUGACCCCAGCAAGAUGUUUGAGAGGCGGGCCAACCUCUCGUACGAUGCCACCAACAAGCGGGUGCGCACCAUUGACGAAAUUGAGGAGGGCUCGGAGCGCGAUUUCUAUGAUGAAAUCUCGCUGUUCGAGAAAAAAGUCCACUACAGUGUAAACCUGAAGACAAAGCAGUGCAACAAGACAGCACUCGAUAAGGAGUUUCGUCCAGUUGAAGUACCACUCUUUGCAAACUUCACUGAUGAAGUGUACCUGGGCAUUUCGGGCCUUAUUGGUGCAGGAGUGCUGGAAAACAUUUUUCAGGGAAAUGAUGCAGACAAAGGUCGCUACUCUGGAGCAUGGACAGAGUUGUAUUGCAUUCCUGUUACCGACACCUACCUCAGCAUGAGUACUGGAUAUGUUCACUGGAGUUUCUAUGAUGUCAGCCCUGGUAUUAAAAAUGUGAAUGUCUUCAACCCACCUCCAGAGUGUCAGUAG
Molecule: messenger RNA, 659 nt
Organism: Geodia barretti
Lineage: Eukaryota; Metazoa; Porifera; Demospongiae; Tetractinellida; Geodiidae
Source: the annotation of a GenBank genome assembly